AGAUCUCAAGGAUGUCGACCGCGCACGACGCGUAAGCCGCACGGCGCCCGCGUGCUUACGCCGCGGGCGCGUCGCGCCGUCGACCCGGAACUGCCAUGACGCAGUCGACGGGUGCGUUGGAGACGGUGGAUUUCCUCCUCUCCAAGGCAGCUCGCUUGGACAAGGCCCUGAAGUCGCUGCCGAAGACGGACCGAAAAACCUUGCACACCUCGUCCCACAAGCGCGCUCGACGUUUGCUGCGCAACCUCUCCUUCCCAGCCAAGGCGAGUGAGCUGACAGCAGAGAACAUCGAACAUCGCAUUGAUGUGCUGACGGCAGUGAAGAGCUCAGCGGUGUCCUUCGCCAAGAAGAUGCCUCCUUUGACCGAUGCCCUCACCGUGGGUCCGGAUGCCAUCGCGGUGCGGGCUUGCGCCUUGGAAGCUCGAGAAGGUUUGGCCGAGGAUCUCUGUACCGAAGAGAUCUCGAAGACUGGGGCAUCCUUGCAAUAUGUGGAUGCUGAAGGUCUUCUAAAUGAGCCAAGCGCUCAGCCUUGGCCAAGCAUGGAGCAUUUCAGCCACUUCUACGAGACCCCGCCCCACCUGCGGCUGCCCCCACGCCCCGGCGCGGUGGAUCUGGGACCUGCAGCCCUGCCGGCACGGCCCACGAUCGGUGGCUUGGAGGAGGCGAAGGCCAUCGGGAAGUUCCCGAACCUUCUGCCAGCCUUGGUCACCUCAGCGGUGUUGGGCUCCGAGCCGCCGCCAGAGCCGCCGCCCAGCAAGCGGCCCAGCAAGAAUAUCUUCCACUCGACGGCGGCCUAUCGCAACGCCUGUCAUCGAAUGAAAGUCACACCACUGGAGACACUGCCCAUCUUCGGAGAGAUGGUGGAAGUGGUCGGUGCCGACUUGGAUGAGACCCGCCAUGCCUAUGCCCUGGCGGAAGGCGUUCGAGCCUCUACGCCCGUCGGCUUGCGGGUGGAGAACUGCUACAUGACGGACAUGGGGGCCUCCACCGUGAUCGAGGCAGCCUUCGCAGGUGAGCGACUGCAAAGCCUAUCGCUCUCAGGCAUCGCGUUGAGUUAUCGCAGCGCACUGGCGAUCUAUGGAGCUUUGCGCAGAAGCUGCCUCGGCCACUCGUUGCGGUCCUUGAGCCUGGCGGGCUGCGGACUGGGCUGUGACCUCGAGCUGACGCUGCCGCAGAGCGCCCAGCCCGCUUACCUGAAGUGCCGGGGCUUGCUGGAAAGAACUUGUGGAGAUGAGGAGGUUCUUGCAAAGCAAGGUGAUGUUGCAGGACUGAUAUCCGAACACCUACAAGCAACUCAGCCAAAAGCCGCGGCCAACAUGGCAGGUGAUGACCUGUCCCCUUCAGCAAGUGCUCCCAGCGCUCCCAGCCCAGCGCCAGAGGUGGCCUCCGAAGCGGCUGAGGCGGAGGAGGCGGAGGAACCGCUGGUCUCGCCGGUCUUGUUGCCCGUCUUUUCUCAACUGAUGCAGUCCCAUGUGACGACCCUCAACUUGUCGCAGAGCUGGCUCUCUCCAAGCUCUGUGACAGCGUUAUCCAACAGUCUUCCUUCGACGCAGAUCGAGAUCAUAAAGUUGGAGGAAUGCGGAUUGGAUGACGCGGCCUUGCAGGAG
This is a messenger RNA of Durusdinium trenchii, 1607 nucleotides long. The record is from the annotation of a GenBank genome assembly. NCBI's taxonomy places the organism in Eukaryota, Dinophyceae, Suessiales, Symbiodiniaceae.